GGACAUUGGUUCCUGUGCAGAAUUUUUUUUUUCCCUCUCUGAGAAUCUCCAUGGUGAAUGGCCGAUUAUCUUGGCGGCGCGCGGUAAACGCUGAUUGGCUGAAGCCGCACAGGCGUUCCAUGCUGAUUCGUCGAAUCUAGAUGCCCGGUGUCCGGGUAAGAUGGCGGCGGAAGAGCAGUGCUCGGCACCACCUCGAUGGCAGUCGAUAUCUUUAACGCACGUAGAAUAUCCAGCUGGUGAUCUGGCAGGGCAGAUCCUGGCGUAUGCCAGUCUGCUGCCGAUGGCGAUCCUGGUUGGCUUUGUCACGCUCAUUGUCUUCAAGAGAGAGCUGCACACGAUCUCGUUCUUUGGCGGUUUGGUGAUGAACGAAGGGCUAAACUGGUUGCUGAAGCACAUCCUACAGGAGCCCCGCCCAUGUGGAGGAGGCCACAGCACAGUAACCACAGAGUACGGCAUGCCGUCCAGCCACUCGCAGUUCAUCUGGUUCUUUGUCGUUUACUUUUUCCUCUUUCUUUAUUUAAGAAUGCAUCAGACAAACAAUGCCAGAUGUGUGGAGUUGUUAUGGAGACAUGUGCUGUCAAUCAUCCUACUGGGUGUGGCUUUGUCUGUGUCGUAUAGCAGAGUUUACCUUCUCUACCACACCUGGAGUCAGGUGAUAUAUGGUGGCGUAGCUGGAAUGGUGGUCGGCGUGGUCUGGUUUUUCAUAACACAGGAGGUGUUGACGCCGAUCUUUCCCAAGAUAGCAGCCUGGCCCAUAUCAGAGUUUUUCCUAGUGAGAGAUACGAGUCUCAUUCCCAAUAUUCUGUGGUUUGAGUACACGGUCACCAGAUCAGAAGCCAGAAACAGACAACGAAAGCUGGGAACAAAACUCCAGUGAUCCGCACUCUCAACUGGUUCAAACUGACAAAAAGGACCACAAAAAUACACACACACACACACUCUCUCACUCAUACACACAUACCCACAACACACACUCCUACAUUCUAACACACUGGAGAUCAAACGUCUGGACUGUCCGGGUUGAGGCUUUCCGUUUUCAGGCGGACCAAAAACGAGAGUUCAAUGGAGAGGUCAAAGGGGCGGGGCCUGUGUAGGGGAUCAACCCUCUCCUCUCGUCAUCUCUUUCCGGUGCAUGCUGACCGUGCAAGAGGCAAAGCUAUUUAACAAGAAACGUAAUAUAUAUUUUAACCAUUAACGCACGAGGGUACCUGGUUUAAAAUGGGAGUGAGAGAGAGAGAAAGAAAGAAAGAAAGAAAGAGAAGAUUCUUUAGUGACAUAUAGCUGGUUUUUGUUACAGCAUGACAUUUUCUUUUAGAAACUGUAUAAGGGGGAACAUAUUUGGGUGGGGAUUUGUAGCAGAAAAGGAAAGAAGUGAAGGGGAAAAGUGCUUUUUUUUUUUUCCCAUCAUUAUUUUGGAAACAAGUUUCCAUACUCUGGUAAUAUGUAAUAUCAAGUAAAAUAAUUUGCACUUUGUGAAUCAGAAUGGAAAAGGAAACAUUUUAUUAUACUUAACACUAGUUACAUCAGAGAAAAUGAAUUUUAAUUUGCUCCUUUCUUUGUCCCUUCAUAAACAGGCAACAUUCCUAAUCAUGAUUUAAUAAUGCUGUAAUGUAAUUCCCAUGCAGAUCACUUAUUUGUCAAAAUGAUUGGUUCACUUUCACACUAAGAGCUCUUAUUGGUCAACAGUUUUUGAUGAUUUGGUUGCGUUUGCAUACAUUUGCUUUCAGAAGCAUUUCUGUUUUCUCUAGGUUAAAACAUUUAUAGUUGAGUUGAUCAUGAGCCGAUGAGCUGAGGCAGGUGUAUUCGAGAUUCCUAGUUCUGGGAUUAAGAUCUACUCCGUAUUUUAUGCCCCAUAUGUUUAAAAGGUACUUUCAUUGUCAUCGUUGGGAGUUUCCCUCCAAAAGUAAUAUUAAUAAAAGUUUACCUGACCAUUUAGCAGCUUUGUUUCACUCCAGGAAAGCUAAACUGCAUAAGGCUACAACUAUAAUCCUCAUACAUACUUGAGCAGGUACACUGUGAGAGCCUGUACAGGGACAAAUUCAAUGGUUUACACUUCAAUAUGUUCAAAUGCUGUUAAAUAAGCUUUUUUUUUUUUUUUACUUAGAGUACAUUUUAGCUGUACAAGAUAAACGAUCGUUAAGAAAAUAAUAAGGAAACUCCACCAACUCAGAGCUUGAAGGACUUAAUUAAGAGUGCAUGCUAGAGUAUGAAUUUGAGGCUAAGGAAGCAUCAAAAAUUAUACGACUCAAAAAUGUAUUUCUCCAAAUGGCUAAGUAAAUGAUUCUAUACUUGGGAUAAGAAGUAUGGAUGGGAAUAUGGAACAAUUUCCUAAAUUAUCUGUGUGUUAUUGGAGUUUCUCCACUAAUCAUAGUUCAGAAACAUUGGGACAGCAGUGACUGGGCAGUAACUAAUUCCCUCCAUUUUUCUGGUCUGUUGGACACUAACCCACCGAUCCUAAAACAUUCCACUUUAUCUGGUAGCAUCAAAGGAAAAUCCUUCAAAACCCAAACCUCAGGUGAACCAUUAGCAUGUGGUGAUGAUGGCGAUGCUGCUCUACAGCUACUAUGCCUACACAGAAUGUGCCCAUGAUGGGAUGGCCAUAAAUGGAAGGGUCAUUACAGAAUAGCGCUUCAAUAUUUUUUUUCUUUAUUUUCUUUUAUUGUGUAAUUCAUAUCAGCCUGAAUAAAGUCAACUGGAUAUAGUA
Messenger RNA from Pangasianodon hypophthalmus (striped catfish), 2704 nucleotides. RefSeq names its product dolichyldiphosphatase 1 (gene dolpp1). The coding region runs from base 161 to 877 and encodes 238 amino acids. The transcript is spliced from 8 exons. Gene Ontology annotation, cellular component: intracellular membrane-bounded organelle; endoplasmic reticulum membrane. NCBI's taxonomy places the organism in Eukaryota, Metazoa, Chordata, Actinopteri, Siluriformes, Pangasiidae. The record is from RefSeq and is a predicted model, not a curated record. Gene Ontology annotation, molecular function: dolichyldiphosphatase activity. Gene Ontology annotation, biological process: protein N-linked glycosylation; lipid biosynthetic process.